This is a messenger RNA of Acanthisitta chloris (rifleman), 755 nucleotides long. It is a transcript of the gene AASDHPPT, whose product is annotated as aminoadipate-semialdehyde dehydrogenase-phosphopantetheinyl transferase. Gene Ontology annotation, cellular component: cytosol. The transcript has 5 exons. The annotation marks the transcript as partial. NCBI's taxonomy places the organism in Eukaryota, Metazoa, Chordata, Aves, Passeriformes, Acanthisittidae. Gene Ontology annotation, molecular function: holo-[acyl-carrier-protein] synthase activity; magnesium ion binding. The record is from RefSeq and is a predicted model, not a curated record.
GCUGGUCGCCUGCUGAUGCGGAAAUUAAUUGCAGAAAAGUUGUGCAUACCUUGGAAUGAAGUACAUUUGCAAAGGACAUCAAAGGGAAAACCUUUCCUGGCUAAUAGCUUGCACAGUGUCCAUUCAAACUAUAACUUCAAUAUCUCUCAUCAAGGAGAUUAUGCAGUCCUUGCAGCUGAGCCUGAGCUUCAAGUUGGCAUUGAUAUUAUGAAGACUGAUUUGCCAGGUAGUAGCUCAGUUCCAAAUUUCUUUCACAUCAUGAAGCGACAGUUUACCGAAACAGAGUGGGGUAUAAUCAAGUCUAUGAGUAAUGAAUGGAUGCAGCUGGACAUGUUUUAUCGGCAUUGGGCCUUAAAGGAAAGCUACUUAAAGGCUAUUGGAGUUGGAAUUGGCUUUAACUUGCAAAGAAUUGAGUUUAUUGUGUCCCCAUUGCAACUGGAAAUAGGGAAGGUAUAUAAGCAGACAAAAAUGCUUCUGGAUGGAGAAAAAGAAGAGGAGUGGACAUUUGAGGAAACCCGGUUAGAUGACCAUCAUCAUGUUGCAGUGGCACUCGGGAAACAGGAGGGAUUUGUACAGAAGAAUUCUGAUGUAGAUUCCAUGGAGCCUAACGAACCACAGUUUACAUUAUUGACUUUUGAAGAUUUAGUCGCAUCUGGUAUUCCAGUCACACCUGAGGAUUCUGCAUAUUGGGACAAUUUUUGUUCAAAGCUGGAGAGUCCAGUGAAACAGAGUUCAUAUUCAAGACAAGAAAGCUU